AUACACAAAGAUGCCUAACAUCUAUAGAAGGAAAGCGGGAAAUCGUCGUUACAUUGACUACACUAAAGAGCAGUUGGAGCAAUGUUUAAAUGACGUGAGAUCCAAAAUACGGACUCAACGGGCUGCUGCAGCUAAGUAUAAAAUUCCUCGUAGUACGAUAAAGAAUAAACUGAAGAAUAAGCACUGUAACAAACCCGGCCAUUCAACUAUAUUCACAACAGAAGAAGAACAAGCAUUUGUUGCCCAUGUUACAGCGCUCUCAGAAUUUGGGUUUCCGAUAACAGAUAUUGACCUCAAAAUUAUUAUCAAAGACUACUUGUCAGCUCGUGGAAGACAGGCCAUUGAAGAUUGGCACCAAGUGUUGCUAGAUUGGAAAAAUACCCCAGAAGGAAGAAGACUUCCAACCGUGCCGAAGGAUCAAUUUCCUAGACUACUAAAAACUGCACUGGAUAGCAUGAAAGAAACCCAAAGUUAUCUCGUAAACGGGUUCAGGAAAACUGGCAUUUAUCCUCAGAACGUAGAAGAACCUUUGAGUAGAUUGCCAAGGCAAGACAGAAUUGUAGAUCUCAAUCUAAUUUCCGGCGCUUUUAUGCAAGAUCUGAAGCAAUUACGGAGUAACGAUAGCCCAAACCGAAAGAAUCAAGGCAAGAAGAAAAAGCUAGAUGUACCUGCUGGUCGAUCCAUUCGCUCAGAAGAUAUUUCAGACAAAGAACAAGCUAGUUCUUCAGGAGUAAAUAGAUCAGAUCCUAAGAAAAAUGCAAAGUCCAGGAAGCGAUUUAUUAGUGAGGUUUCCUCUUCAGAAUGCAGUGACACAGACAUAAGUUUGGCAUCUUCUACUGAAGAUCUCAUUCUGGCACGAGAUCAAUCUGAUGAUGAAGAGGACAACUUACGCCUAGCACAGCUUACAAAUCGCAAUCCCAGAAGCAACUAUGAUGGAAAUCUGGAGGCGCUUGGGCCAUCAACUCAGCUACCAGAGCCCAUUCCUCCGGAUUGCAACACAAGGUUUAUUGAAGAUCCGCUUUCAAGAAACUGUUCGAAGUCUGACGGUCAAAGUUGCAGUAAUGAAGACGAAAAUAAAGAAGGGCCGCCUCUGCCAAAUAAAAUUAAUCCAGAUGAUGUACAAAAAGCGGAAGAGGAAUAUCAAAAUGGCGAUGGUUACUGUAUCAAUGAUCAUUAUCCAGAAAUUCUAAAACAGUCUCAAAAAGUGCAAAAAAUCUUGUCAAACAUAAGCCUUUCGACAGCCAGCGUACUUCAGUGGGAAGAAGAUGACUUCAAAAACUGUUUCAAGGAUUUCAACGAAAUUGCUAUAGUCGCGCAAUUUGUUGUUUCACCCUUCAUGGAAAUUGAUAUCCAACAGUUUGCAACUUCUGUUACGCAGAAUAUUAGCGAAGACAUCGCUGCGACAGAAAUGGAAGUGAUUGCGUUUCAAAAUUAUUUAGCUUUAACACUAUUAGUCUCAAAUACUAAAUGUAUCUGGCCUUCAGUAAGUAAAGAUAAAUAUUCAGUUUUAUGUCGUGUUACGUUGGAAGUGAAACUGUUAUUUAGUUCAACCUAUUCGUAUGAAUCUUAUUUUUCAAACAUUAAAAGCAAAUACCGUAAUAGACUCACAGAUGAACAUUUGGAUAAUUGUAUUCGAAUGGCUGUAUCAAAUUAUACUCCAAACAUUAAGAAAAUUGUCAGUGAGUCUGAGUGUCAGGCUUCUCAUUGA
This is a messenger RNA of Acanthoscelides obtectus, 1708 nucleotides long. NCBI's taxonomy places the organism in Eukaryota, Metazoa, Arthropoda, Insecta, Coleoptera, Chrysomelidae. The record is from the annotation of a GenBank genome assembly.